AAACAUGAAUCCAGAAUGCAGAGACUUAAGUUCUUGAUGAACCGAAUUUCAUGUUAUUCUAUCUAGCACUUGUCUUUCAAUGAAAAUAAUCCAUCAAAAUCAAUUAAAAUAAGUAAGAAUCUGUGCUGAUGAGUGGACCCAAUAUUUAAUUCAAAUCCACUUGUCCAUUCCCACUAACUCUUACACAUCACUCUCUUAUUAGUGCAUAAUGCAGUCCAUUUCAUAUAUCUUGUUGUUAUUUAUCAAAUAGAAAAAGUAUCCAUUAAACAAUUUCAAUCAUGUUUUUUUCAAUGGAAGAUACAAACAAACGAACCAUAAUUCGUCAACAAUUUUUUCAGUGGAGUUUAUAAUCCAGCUAAAUGCAAAGCAGUUCCUCACUCUAGCUGGUCAAGUCGAAUAUAAACUCUGAUACAAAACAUGUAUUCAACAAUUUCAUGCAAAAUGAAUCACUUGCAUAAUGUAACUAAUGUUUAUUGCUCACAUCUUUCACUCUUCCAUGUUAGAAAACCUCCAAUAUACGUGCCAUGCGCGACCAACGUUUCUUCUAAAUUCUCGACUCGCUUAGAGUACAGGAGUUCCAAGCUACCUCUCAUAUGUGCAUCGCUGAACUCUUCGGAUUCCUUGCUUCCCGAUACAAUCCCUCAGAUAAUGAAGCAAAAAUCAAUGUUCAUUUUGGAGAUUCUUAAGCAAGCAAAUUCACUUCUACCUUACGUAGUCUUUUCAAGUACACUUUUAGCUCUAAUCUUCCCGCAUACUUUUACGUGGUUUACCAGCAGAUACUAUGCUCCUGCAUUAGGAUUUUUGAUGUUUGCAGUUGGAGUGAAUUCAAGUGAAAAGGACUUCCUGGAAGCAUUUAACAGGCCAGCAGAACUUUUCACUGCUUAUUUUGGUCAAUUUGUGGUGAAACCUCUUCUUGGUUAUCUUCUUUGCAUAAUUUCAGUAAACGUAUUUGGUCUACCGACGGCAAUAGGCGCGGGGAUCGUAUUGCUGGCUUGUGUUAGCGGAGCGCAGCUCUCAAGUUACGCUACUUUUCUAUCCGACCCGCAAAUGGCGCCAUUAAGCAUAGUUAUGACAUCGUUGUCAACUAUUUCUGCGGUUUUUGUCACACCACUCUUACUAUUGUUACUCAUUGGGAAGAAACUUCCUAUAGAUGUAAAAGGAAUGGUGUUUAGUAUUACACAGGUUGUGCUUGUUCCUAUUACAUUGGGUUUACUUCUAAAUCGAUUCUUUCCUCGUAUUUGUAAUGCUAUUCGACCGUUUUUGCCUCCACUAUCGGUAUUGAUAGCAGCUCUCUCCGCAGGAGCACCACUUGCUCUUAAUAUUGAAUCAGUUAAAUCCUCCUUUGGUUUUGCUAUCUUUUUGCUCGCUGUUGCUUUUCAUUUGUCAUCUUUUGUAGCUGGUUAUAUUCUUAGCGGAUUUGUAUUUCGUGAUUCUCCUGAUGCGAAGCCAUUGCAGAGAACAAUUUCCUUCGAGACAGGAAUGCAAAGUAGCCUCCUUGCCCUGGCUCUUGCAAAUAAAUUCUUUGAAGAUCCAGUUGUUGGAAUGCCUUCUGCAGUUUCUUCUCCGCUUAUGUCUUUGAUGGGUUUUUCUCUUGUUCUGAUUUGGUCAAAAAUAAAGAGCAAGUCAGAACUUAGCAGCUGAAGAAAAUAUUGAUACAGGGGUACAUGAAUUGGUUCAUCUCUUGUGUGUUUUAAAUAACAUGAAUUGACAGGGCAAAUAAAUUCAGCUUAAGUUGUUUUAAAUAACAUGAAUUGAUUCUUAGCUACAUGAAUUGGUUCAUCUCUUGUGGUUGAUUUGGCAUGAGAGAAAUGAACCUAUGAUAAGUUGCAGAUAGUAAACUUCGUUUUUCCAAUACAUUGUAAUGGAAUCUAACAUACGAUUAAAUUAGAAAAAAAUGAUUUUCUUCCUACA
This is a messenger RNA of Lathyrus oleraceus (garden pea), 1911 nucleotides long. RefSeq names its product probable sodium/metabolite cotransporter BASS5, chloroplastic. Bases 418 to 1641 code for a protein of 407 amino acids. The transcript has 8 exons. The record is from RefSeq and is a predicted model, not a curated record. NCBI's taxonomy places the organism in Eukaryota, Viridiplantae, Streptophyta, Magnoliopsida, Fabales, Fabaceae. Gene Ontology annotation, cellular component: membrane.